AUGGACCUCAAUAAUAUUUUAUUUUCGAGCGAUGAUGACAGUGAUGGGGAAAAUAGUGGACAACGUCCAAUUUACAAACCAAGAAUCAAUUUUGAGAUUGCAAAUGAUUUCCAAUUCAAGGAAAAAUUUCGACUCCGUCGGACCGAAGUUCAAUUGGUUCUUGAUCGUAUUGGCCAAGACCUCCCGAUACCGCAACGAUACUAUUCCUUAACCCCACGAGAACAACUUUUAUUAACCCUUCACUGGCUCGGCACUGGUACCUACUACCACGCAAUUGGUGACAUGCACGGCCCUUCAAAGUCCUCUGUCUGCUGCAUAGUCAAACAUGUUGUCAACGCCAUUGUGGACAAUUUAUUUCAAGACGUGGUUCGGUGGCCGGAUAACACUGAUGACAUCGCCCCGGAAUUUUUGAGAAAAGGUGGAUUUCCCUGCGUUUCGGGCUGUGUCGAUGGGACACUGAUAAAAAUUGAUGCCCCUACAAUCAAUGAAGAACAGUACGUCGACCGAAAUGGCAACCAUUCGCUCAAUGUGAUGGUGAUUUGCGGGCCGGAUUUUUCAUUCUAUGCCGUCAAUUCUCGUUGGCCAGGGUCAGUACACGACUCCCGUGUACUUCGCACCUCCGCGGUAUCGUCGCAGCUGGAAAACGGUUGGCGUUCAUUUGCAGGAGCAGUAAUAUUAGCAGAUUCAGGCUAUGGACUCAAAGAGUGGCUUAUCCCUCCUCAUCCUCACAAUGACACUAUCGCAGAAGUCCGGUUCAAUCGGGCUCACAAAUCAACUCGGCGUCUAGUGGAAAACGCGAUUGGAAUUUUUAAAGAGCGCUUUCCCAUUUUAAAUUUUAUGCGUUUGAAUCCUGCAUAUGCAGGGAGAAUUGUUAUGGCUUGCUCCGCACUUCACAAUAUUGCAAGUAAAGAUGACUUCGAUCCUCCGGUUGGAAAUAACGAUACGCCGCAUGAUGGAGGUGAUCAUGCUCAGAGUGGAAAUAUGUGCGCAAGCGGUCGAGCAAGAGUUCAAGAAUUACUAAAUUAUUUCAUUUGA
Molecule: messenger RNA, 1035 nt
Organism: Folsomia candida
Lineage: Eukaryota; Metazoa; Arthropoda; Collembola; Entomobryomorpha; Isotomidae
Product: putative nuclease HARBI1
Exons: 3
Coding region: 1-1035 (344 amino acids)
Source: RefSeq, a predicted model, not a curated record